AUGCUCCCUUCCUUUUUCCCUAUCCCCUGGCUGGGUAUGAAUAUCAUCGUUGACGACCAAGACCCUUCAAUUAUCUACAAACCCGCCUGGUCCACCACCGGCAGCGACGGAAAUCCGCGAGGCGAUCCGCAAGAGUUCAACAGGACCACUUCGCAUGGUGUGAGGAGUGGGUCGACUGCGUCGUUUACCUUCACGGGCACGCAAAUUACCAUCUUCGGGACCCUUUUCGGCAGCGACACGGCGUUCUUGCAGUUUACCAUUAACGGGACCCAACAACCUGCAGCAUAUCCCGAGUCGGCGGAUCCACCAUUCCAUCGCGCAGUCUGGGACUCUGGCCCGUUGCCACAUGGGCAGCACGCUCUCGUCAUGGAGGACACCACCCCCGCCACGAGCAACUUUUUCUUCGACUACAUGAUCUACAAGACGGACGUUCGCGGGCCGAGCCAGACCGGGUUCGUCGAUGACAACGAGUCAGCAGUGUCGUUCUCAUCGCGAUGGAGUUCCGAAAACACAUUCGAGUUUAUGCAACAUAUGAGCCGUUGGACCGAAGUUGCGGGCCAGUCGGUCACGGUCCAGUACAAUUUUCUGGAAGGCGAUCAACUGUCUCUCUAUGGCGCCGUUGCUUUGACAGACCCCGCAACACUCGCCUUAAACGCUCCACUCUCUGCUUCUGUUUCGAUAGACGACGGCCCGCCUGUUGAUCUACCACCGCAGAAUGCCCCGGCUGCUCAACAGAUUCAAUAUAAUCAGAAACUGUAUACCUCACCUGCGCUUGCGGCUGGUUCUCACACCUUCAAUUUCACCUAUCAUUCGGGGACAUCGUUAUGGGUUGACUACUACCUUGUUGAGCAGGGUAGCGAUAAUGGAGAUGGGGGUAGCUCAAGUUCCUUCAACGACUUGCCCCUCCCUGUUCAAACUUCGGCCGCCAUGAACCUCUCGGGCAAUCCGACACCCACCCAGUCCUCAACCUCCUUCCCAUCAAUCUCCACUCAGCCCCAAAGCCCCCCAAAUCACCGAUCCAAUUCCGCUGCAGUAGCGGGUGGGGUUAUUGCGAGCUUUCUGCUGCUCUCGAUGUUCGCUGCUAUACUCUGGCUGCGAAGGAGAAACAUUCAGCGAAAUAACCGGCGACGCGCUGUUCCGCUUGAUGUCGAAGCAGCAACAGUUGCGCCGCAAUUUCCGCUUUCGAAGAGUGCAUUGGCCGCACGACGGGGACCUGUUGCACAGAUGGAGGAAUUGGAGACCAAUGAUGCUGGGCCGCAGUUGAUGGUGUCCGCGGCAAGGCUGUCCACAGAUGAACUUGUUCAGAUAUUACGGUCUCGAAAUGUGGCGAUUACAGGGGAGGAGCAGCCACCUGGUUAUCCACCAACGGAGCGGGGCACACGUGGGACGUAA
This is a messenger RNA of Mycena indigotica, 1392 nucleotides long. RefSeq lists its product as uncharacterized. The record is from RefSeq and is a predicted model, not a curated record. NCBI's taxonomy places the organism in Eukaryota, Fungi, Basidiomycota, Agaricomycetes, Agaricales, Mycenaceae. The transcript has 3 exons. The coding region runs from base 1 to 1392 and encodes 463 amino acids.